Messenger RNA from Prorocentrum cordatum, 333 nucleotides. The record is from the annotation of a GenBank genome assembly. Lineage: Eukaryota; Dinophyceae; Prorocentrales; Prorocentraceae.
AUGACCUCGAUAACAGCGGCUUCACUUGGAAUCGUUGUGGUUGCGCUUGCCGCUUCUGUGGCGGAGGUUGCCGUCGUGGAUGUGGGUGUCGGUGAUGCUGGCGUGCCGCCGCCGCAGUCCGGGUUGUCUGCGCAAGCAGGGGUCGGUGCUGGCGUUGGUUCCAGCGUUGGUGCUGGCGUUAGCGCGGACGGAGGCGCUGGCGUUGGUGCUGGCGCCGGUUCCAGCGUUGGUGCUGGCGCUGGUGCCUGUUCCACAACUGUGAUGUCUGCGUCUUUGGGGUUCCACGAGGGCACGUCCACUGGGCAGAAGGCGUAUACCGCAUGGUCAGAGUGA